Messenger RNA from Didymodactylos carnosus, 1281 nucleotides. Lineage: Eukaryota; Metazoa; Rotifera; Eurotatoria; Philodinida; Philodinidae. The record is from the annotation of a GenBank genome assembly.
AUGACUAAAAAAGGUUUAUCACCAGCAUCAUCGUCAGCUGCGUUAAAUUCAUCAGCCGUAAAUGAAAAUGGAUCACCUACUAAAGAACCAUCAGCCACAGCACAGGGCCGAUUUGUUUGCAGUAUGUGUGCAAAAGUAUAUCGAUCAGGAGCUGGUCUUCGAUAUCAUAAACGAAAAAGACAUCGUGGCAUGGUUGAACCAACCGCACUACAUCGUGUCAAAUGUCAAGAAAUGGGAUGUACAUAUCAAAUGUUAGCUAUUAGUGAUCUAAGAAAUCACUUAUCAAAUCAUCAUCAAAAACCUGAAUAUAAAUGUACAGAAGAGAAAAGGUUCACAUCCUUGUCAGAUUUCACUGAAUGGAAAUCAUCGUUUGAACAACGUACCGGUUCAAAAUAUGUCAAAAAUUGUGGUGCCAAAGGUAAAUCAGAUAAUCAAACAACUGAAUAUUAUUAUUGUAAUCGUACGGGCCCCUAUAAAUCGGUUGGCCAAGGUUUACGUCGUUCAAAAGCACAAGGUUCACUUCGGUGUGGUAUUCAUUGUACAUCGUCAAUGAAAGUUGAAAUUCAAAAUGAUGAAAAUAUUACCGUACAAUAUUAUCCAACACAUUAUGGACACACUCAUUUACCAGCGACAGAAGAACCAUCAGAUCAAGAAUUCUUGAGAAUGCAACAUGAUCAACAAAAUGCUACUGCUAGUGUAAUAACCAAUAUAGCUCCUCAUCAUGUUGAUGAUUCCACCACACAAAACUUACUUCAACAAUUUCCAUGUAAUUCAUCGAGUAGUUCUCCAUCUGCAUCAAGUAGUUCUACUUCAUCUACAAAUUCCACUAAUGUUCAAAUCUUGAUACCAAACCAAGAUGGUGGUCAAACGUCAGGCAAUGGUGGUACCACUUUGACAUCCAUGAAUAAUCAAUUGUCACAUUGUAUUAUUAUUUCACCAUCUUAUAUGGAACAACAUGAUCAAACUAUUCAGGUUCAAUCUGAACCACAAUAUUCCACUAAUCAACAUGUCCAUCAUGUACAUCAAACUCUUCUAUUACCACCACCUGUACCCCAACAAUUUCCUGUUCUUAUUCAUCCUGCACCUGUUUAUUCACCGGAUGUUCUUGUAAAAAAACCUGUUUCACAAGAUCCAAAUUCAAAAUCUGUUUCAGAAAUAAUGCGUGAAACAUUUCAAUUAUUAUCCUAUUGGCCAUUAGAUUCAACGAUUCUUGUUGGUAGUCAAACAGAACAUGUACAUCCAUCACAACAUUUGAAUAUGGAGGAACAUUUAAUGUUUUAA